Molecule: messenger RNA, 2143 nt
Organism: Penicillium pulvis
Lineage: Eukaryota; Fungi; Ascomycota; Eurotiomycetes; Eurotiales; Aspergillaceae
Exons: 2
Coding region: 44-2143 (699 amino acids)
Biological process (GO): regulation of DNA-templated transcription
Molecular function (GO): DNA-binding transcription factor activity, RNA polymerase II-specific; zinc ion binding
Source: RefSeq, a predicted model, not a curated record
GAACCCGAAACGAGACGGCCCAUCCACUUAGAUCUUUGAUUCUAUGCCUGGAAGUGAAUCGGGAGGCUCUUUACGCGUCUCGCAGCGCCGGCCUCUAGCUUGCCGAGAAUGCACCAAGCGAAAGAGGAAAUGCGAUAAACAGAUCCCUUGCUCAAGAUGCCGAAGACUUAACCUUCAUUGUUCAGUGGAAAUCGUUCAGCUGCGAAGAAAUACUGUGCAGCACGCGUCCGAAAUCCAGUUUUUGGCCGCGAUAUUGGCGGACGUGGAUUCAUUUUCCUCAGAGAAACAACCACAUAUCAGUCGAAAAUUAAGAGAACGAAUCUCGCAGCUACAGACUGGUCAAAGCCAUGAAUCUGAUGGAAUCAGUGCUGGGUCAGGAGCCGAUGAACCAGAGCCAUUCAGCAGCCAUAAGGAACCAAAUUUGCAGCACCAAUUUACCGAGGUGGCCUUGGAAAGCCCAGACCCACCGCUCCUGACAGCAAUAGAACACCUCGCUUGGGGGCGAAAUGCGGCUGGAUGCUUCCCACAUAGGAGAUGUGGAUGCCAGUAUCGAAGAGACAGCCCGGAGCUUUUGUCUAUGAACAGCGGCAGUUUUCAAUUCUACGGCUCAUCUUUGGAGCCUUUGAUACAACUUCCAAGGACCGUGGAUGCGCAAAGUCUCAUCAAUUUCCAUAUAGGCCAUCUCACAUGGCAUCACAACUCGUUUCAUGGACCAACAUUUCUCGAACAAUGCGAGUUGUUCUGGAAGACAGGCAGAUGCGAUCAUCCACUUUGGAUUGCAUUGUAUUUUUCCGUGCUGAGCUGUACUAUCAAUUCAAUUCAGAACAGCCGAAAAUUAACUGUGCUAAUCAACGUUGAUCUGGACACGAUGCCAUCUGCUCAGCAGCUAUUUUCCGCGAUGGUACAGACUCUUUAUAGCGCCCACUUCCUGAACAACUUAUCAAUAUACUCCGUCCAAGCUGUUGUGAUUUCAACAGAGAUUGCCCACAAUUUAGGUCUCAGUCAGUUGAAUGCAACUCUUUUCAACGCUGCUGUGCGGAUCGCGGAGUGCCUUGGGAUUCACAAAAUCAAGAACCACCCUCCAACACCUAAAACAGAAGACGGAUGGGAAGAGCGUGUUGAGCGAGAGGUCGGACGACGAGUGUGGUGCCAAAUGCUUAUUCAAGACCAUUUCGCGAUUCCAUUCACAGACACAUAUAGUAUCUCUCCAAUGCAUUUUUCGACUGGUCGACCUCUCAACGCCGACGAUUAUGAUUUGGCAGAUGUACCGCCUGAAACACCAACAAUCAGCAGUUAUGUCCGUGUUCUCGUGGAUCUGGCCGCACUAAUGCCAGGUCUAGUCGACGGACUUGGACCAAUGCACCGUCGCAAAUCAUUUCGAGAGCAAUAUGAACACAUUCUUCGUGUGGACCAGAAAAUGCGCGCCAUUGUGAAAGCAAUACCCCCCUUUAUGCUCCGCCCAGACCCGAUUAAAGAAGCCCAAAUCCCCUGGCUUACUAUUGCCCGACGUAGUCUGGCAAUCACGGCAGCUGAGAAGAUUAUUAUGAUCCACCGACUUUUUUUGUUCCGUUCCUUCCAUGACCCAACCUACGUUCAUUCUCGGCGGACUUGCGUUGCAGCCGCGAUGACCAUUUUACGCGAACAUGAGACAAUUGUGGAAGAUGAUGACCUGUCUAUCUGGACGCACACGGCAUUUGCCAUCACAGCCGCAGUGAUAUUGUGCUUUGAAGUAAAUACAGUGAUGGAAACUCCAGAUAGAAGAAGCGUGCCAAUGUACAGAACAGCUGUCCUUGCAGCUCGCGAUAGGCUGUCUUCGCGAAAUGGGGAUGUACUUGCACAGCGAGGUGUGGCUCUGAUAAAUGCCAUUUUCAUUGCUGAGCAGUCUGGCUCGAGUGCCCCAGAGAUGAAUCGACUCAAGCCCAUCGACUUCAACCGAGUUUUUAGCAAUUUUUCCACUCUGAGCAAAGCGAGUGCGAUACCCUCCCCUGAUGAAAUGACACCGGGCAAGCUUUCGACUGGCACCCCCGAAACGAUAGAUGCACCUGACGUGGGUGAAAUGCAAUUGGCAUGGAACCAAGAGGAAAUCGAUUUCGAUCUUUGGUUUAAUGGAAUUUUCAAUAACUACACUGGAAAUCAGUUGUAG